GGCAAGAGAGACGACGAGAAACAAAAAUCAAUUCAAGAAUUAGGGGGGAGAGAGAGAGAGAGAGAGAGUGAAGGAUUCUAAGUUAGAACUUAGAGGAGGAGGAGGAGGAGGAGGAAGUUAGAGAGAGAAGCCAGCAGCAACGACAAGUGAUGAGAGAGAAAACCUGUCUCGUGAAGUCUUGUAGCCCAAAAAUAUAAUAAAAAAGAAAAUAAAAGAUCUCUUCUCCUUUCUUUCUUUCUCUCCCUGCAAAACCAAACAGGCUGCAGACACACACACACACCUCUCUCUCUCUCUCUCUAAACUCUCGCAUUCAUUCUUUGCUUCUUCCUUUUAUAUAUCACGAGAUCCCCCCAUCUCUUUCUUUUCUUUUUUUCUCUCAUGUCUUCUUCAAGGACAACAUUUUUGAGUUUGGGUUCCUUUCGUUUCCUUGUUCAAUCUCCAUUCGCUCACAUUUCUAACAUCGUCUGACUAAAACACAACAUCACAUACCCAGAAAGAGCGACACCAACAUAUUGAAGAUAUCCCUUUUUUUUUUGUUUUCUAUCUAAUACUGUUAUCAUUAAUUAAAAAAAUGAUGUCGCAUUCACCGAAACCCUCCAUUGGAGGAGGAAACUUAGACCUCAAUUCACUAACUGAUCAACUCCGUGACUCACUGUCUUCAUUCGAAGCCAACAAGCCUGAUUUCCGUGAACUCGAUCUGGGUUCACCAGUUUCACCUCUCCGAACUCGUGGUGGACUCAUCACUACAACCACCGCCACCGCCACCGCCGCCACCACCACCACCACCACCACCUCCUCCAGCUCCAGUUCCUCCGGAUCCGCAUCCGGUGCUCAAAACCCACUUCACAAACCCAACAAUAGCAACCACUCAGGCGAGUUAUCAAACUCGAGUGAGAGCAGCCCCACUGCUGGUGCCAAAAAGGGUCAACCGGGUCAUUCUAGAUCCGACUCUUUAACUUAUUCGGGUCAAAUUACCAGCCAGAGUGCUGUAAACUCUCCUGCAACAGGCAAUGUGUUACCUACCGGUAACAUUUGUCCGUCGGGCAGGAUCUUGAAGACAGGCAUGGGAAUGGCGAAUCGGAGUGCCAAAGCGGAUGUUUUAGGAUCCGGGACCGCAAAUUAUGGUCACGGGAGCAUAAUGCGGGGCGGAGGGAGCGCAAAAUGUGCUAACUUGGAUGUUGUUAAUUCGGCAAGUAGGAAUGCUUGGAGUGUGCGUGCAGGGAGUGUGGAUCCGGAGGAGGUGAAGAGGACUGGAAAUGAGAUGUAUAAAAAAGGGUGUUUUGGGGAGGCGUUAGGAUUGUAUGACAAGGCUAUUGCUUUGGCACCUGGGAAUGCUGCUUAUAGGAGUAACAGGGCGGCAGCGUUGAUGGGAUUAGGGAGAGUUGUGGAGGCGGUGAAAGAGUGCGAGGAGGCUGUUAGGUUGGAUCCUAAUUAUUGGAGAGCACAUCAGAGGUUGGGGGUUUUGUUAAUUAGGUUAGGACUGGUUGAGAGUGCCCGGAAGCACCUAUGCUUCCCUGGACAGCAUCCAGAUCCUGUCGAAUUGCAGAAGUUGCAAUUAGUAGAGAAACAUCUUAGCAAAUGUUCUGAUGCACGGAAGGUUAAUGAUUGGAAUGGUACGUUAAGGGAAGCAGAAGCUUCAAUUGCUGCUGGAGCAGACUAUUGCCCCCAGCUCUUUAUGUGUAGAGCUGAAGCACUUUUGAAGCUCCACCAAUUAGAAGAUGCUGAAUCAUGCUUAUUGAAAGUUCCAAAAUUAGAACCACAUGCCACCUGCUCGCAGGCUAGAUUUUUUGGGAUGCUUUCUGAAGCUUACCCGUUCUUGGUCCAAGCACAGAUCGAGAUGGCUCUAGGAAGGUUUGAGAAUGCAGUUGCAGCUGCUGAGAAAGCUGGACAGAUUGAUUCACGAAAUGUUGAAGUAGCAGUGCUGCUUAAAAAUGUGCGACUAGUAGCUAGAGCUCGUACCCGCGGCAAUGAUCUCUUCAAAUCGGAAAGGUUCACUGAAGCCUGUUCAGCAUAUGGGGAAGGCCUUAGGCUUGAUCCUUCAAACUCUGUUCUCUAUUGCAACAGGGCAGCAUGUUGGUUUAAGCUUGGAUCAUGGGAGAGAUCCAUUGAUGACUGCAAUCAAGCUUUACGAAUCCAACCUAACUACACAAAAGCCCUUCUUAGAAGAGCUGCCUCAAACAGCAAGUUAGAAAGGUGGGCUGAUGCCGUGAGAGAUUAUGAAGUUUUGAGAAGGGAACUUCCAGAUGACAAUGGAGUAGCUGAAUCUCUAUUUCAUGCUCAAGUUGCAUUGAAGAAAUCUCGUGGAGAAGAAGUGUAUAAUAUGAAGUUUGGCGGUGAAGUAGAGGAAGUGUUGGGGUUUGAACAGUUCAGAGCUGCAAUAUCAUUGCCUGGUGUUUCAGUGGUUCAUUUCAAAUCAUCCUCUAAUGUGCACUGCAAGCAGAUAUCUCCAUUUGUGGAUACAUUAUGUGGUCGGUAUCCAUCCAUAAACUUUCUCAAGGUGGACGUGGAGGAACAUCCAGCAAUUGCAAAUGCCGAGGAUGUGAGGAUUGUUCCAACAUUCAAGAUAUACAAAAAUGGCAACCGAGUGAAGGAGAUUGUCUGCCCAAGUCAUGAUGUGCUGGAACAUUCGGUGAGGCAUUACAGCUUUUAGAACUCGUGAUUGUACUUGUACUACUACUGCAACUCCCAAUUCUUACAUGAUGGGAAACUCUUCACUGCCCUUCCAAUCUUUUCCUCCCACAAUAUAAGGACUACCAGAUACCUACGACAUAAAUCAGAGCUACAUAAUAAUCCUAUUAGCGGCCAAUGCCAGAAAGAACCCAGAGGGAUAGCUUAGUUCGCCCUUUGCAGUUUUAAUUUAUUUAUUCAUUCCUCAUUGCUCUGCGGUUCCAUGUUCUCCCUCCCGUCUCUUUAUUGUUAUUCUUUUUCCUCAUCUUUUUGUCACCUUCGUUUUUCUUCUGUUGUAGACCAGCCUGUUCUUGAAUCCCCCAUUCCCUUUCAGAUGAAAAGAAAACAGAGAGAGAGAUAUGUGUACAAUUGAUUUAGAGAGAGAGAGAGAUGGCAGGCUGGUAGAGGAGGGUCUUGUACAUUUUAUGUGAUAUAAUACAGAGAUAUCGGAAGCCAUGAGUGAGAUUGGAUGCCUGGUGGGUACUUACUGGGUUAGUGAAAGAAGGAUGAAUAUGUUAUUUAUUAAUACUGUUGUUACUUAUGCCACCCAUUUUAUCAAUCAAUAAUUUCCCCCCCAUUGUUUC
This is a messenger RNA of Populus trichocarpa (black cottonwood), 3251 nucleotides long. Its product is annotated as TPR repeat-containing thioredoxin TTL1. Bases 572 to 2650 code for a protein of 692 amino acids. Gene Ontology annotation, molecular function: protein binding. NCBI's taxonomy places the organism in Eukaryota, Viridiplantae, Streptophyta, Magnoliopsida, Malpighiales, Salicaceae. The transcript has 7 exons. Gene Ontology annotation, cellular component: cytoplasm. The record is from RefSeq and is a predicted model, not a curated record.